This is a messenger RNA of Penicillium daleae, 1557 nucleotides long. RefSeq names its product cytochrome P450. Gene Ontology annotation, molecular function: oxidoreductase activity, acting on paired donors, with incorporation or reduction of molecular oxygen; iron ion binding; heme binding. The record is from RefSeq and is a predicted model, not a curated record. The coding region runs from base 1 to 1557 and encodes 518 amino acids. The transcript is spliced from 4 exons. NCBI's taxonomy places the organism in Eukaryota, Fungi, Ascomycota, Eurotiomycetes, Eurotiales, Aspergillaceae.
AUGGCCUGGUCGCAUGUAUCUGUCACACAGCUCGUGCUGUCUCUCGGAAUCGCAGGAGUCAUCUAUGUAAUCGGUCUCGCGAUCCAACGACUAUGGCUCUCCCCGAUUGCCCAUAUCCCGGGCCCCAAAAUCGCGGCCCUAACCAUGUGGUAUGAAUUCUACUACGACUCAUACCUCGAAGGUGAAUACACCUUUAAAAUCGCCGAAAUGCACCGCAAAUAUGGUCCCAUCGUCCGAAUCAGUCCCUACGAGCUUCACAUCAACGAUCCCGAAUACUACGACGUGCUGUACUCCCGCGAAGCACCCCGGAACAAGUCCCUCCAUUUGACCGGCAUGUUUGGAGCCCCCGCAUCAGCCUUCGGCACGGUCGACUAUCGUCGCCAUCGGAUACGACGCCAACCGAUGAACCCGUUCUUUUCUCAGCAGCGCAUCCGUCAACUCGAGCCCAUGCUGCGCGGCAUGGUGGACAAGUUAUGCGAUGGAAUGCGCGCAUGGAUCGAUAGACGCGCCCCACUCCAUAUGUACCAUGCGUUCAAUGCAUUCACCACGGAUGUAGUCGUCGAAUACACCAUGGGCAACUCAUUCCACUACCUCGACGAUCCCGAUUUCACCCCCCAGUGGUCAAAGACAAUCCAGGCUAUCGUGCGUGCGGGCAUGCAAUUCAAACAGUUCCAGUGGUUCAUGGGUCUUUUUGAGGUUCUCCCGCGCUGGCUCGUCCUGAGCAUCAACCCGGAUAUCGGCCCUGUUCUCGACCAAAAGGCUGAAAGUAUCCGUCUGGCCAACUUGGUGAUUGACAGUCAGAAUGCGGACGAAAUAUCUGGAAAUAAGUCCGGAGUACCCAAGGGUACCUUGUUCCAUGCUCUUCUGCAAAGCAACCUUCCGCCUGAAGAGAAGUCGGCCAAUCGGUUGAGCCAGGAGGUUUUCACGGUUAUCGCGGCUGGUGGAGAGACGACGGCGAAGAAUUUGACUACGGUUACUUUCCAUCUCUUGAGUAACCCAGACAUGCUUAAGAAACUGCGGGAGGAAUUGAACCGGUUGGAUCCUGAUGGGACGGCUACUUUGACGGAUUAUGAGGCAAUGCCUUACCUGUCCUCCAUAAUGCUGGAAGGUCUUCGAGUCUCCUUCGGCGUUGCAACCCGACUUCAACGCAGCUCGCCUGAUCAACCUAUGAUGUAUAAAGACUGGGUCAUUCCUCCCGGGGUGCCGGUCGGCAUGACAAGCCUAUUACUCCAUAACAACCCCGACAUCUUCCCCAACCCAGACAAAUUCGACCCAGAAAGAUGGAUGGAUCUAACAGAAAGACACCGCUUGGAAAAGUACCUGGUGGCCUUUAGCAAAGGGUCUCGACAGUGCAUCGGUAUUCCCCUCGCCAAAGCCGAGAUCCUCCUAGUCAUCGCCACUAUUUUCCGAGAAUUCGAAAUGGAGCUAUACAAGACUACCUUUGAGGAUGUCCGUGUCGUGCGUGACAUGUUCAAUGGUCAUCCCAGGAAAGGAAGUCAGGGUGUUCGCGCUUUGAUUACGGGGUGGAAUGGAAGGCCGGGCUCGGCGAGUUCUUGA